AUGCCUCCACCACAACCAUCAUACCCUUACCAACCUUAUAACCCCAAUGGUUCUACACUUCAUUAUGGACCCGCACCUGCGCGUCAGACACGACGGUACAAGACUACUAAGAAGGUGACGCUGACAGAAGGAAACCUGGUCAUGGAUUGUCCUGUGCCUACUAAACUGUUGGAUGUAUUACCCCGAAAGAAUUCAGAUGAGUUCAAGACGAUGCGCUACACGGCCGUGACCUGUGACCCAAAUGAGUUUAAACGUCAGAAUUAUACCCUUCGACCCAAGAUGUUGAAUCGAGAGACAGAACUGUUUAUUGUCAUGACCAUGUACAACGAGGAUGAAAUUCUAUUCUGUCGAACAAUGCAUGGCGUCAUGAAAAACAUCUCUCAUCUUUGUGCACGGGAUCGAUCCAAGACUUGGGGACCUGACGGCUGGAAAAAAGUAGUUGUCUGCAUUGUAGCCGAUGGCCGAUACAAGAUCAGUCGUCGAGUUCUGAGUGUUCUGGCGAUGAUGGGUGUCUAUCAGGAUGGGAUCGCCAAGAAUGCAGUCGGAGGCAAAGAGGUGGUUGCACACUUGUACGAAUACACAGCUCAAAUCUCGAUCGAUCCAGAUCUUAAAAUCAAAUCCGCAAAUCAAAAGAUCCCUCCGGUUCAGAUCCUGUUCUGUCUCAAAGAAAAGAACAAGAAGAAACUCAACUCUCACCGCUGGUUCUUUAAUGCGUUCGGACCGAUCUUGAACCCCAAUGUCUGUGUUCUCUUGGAUGUGGGAACAAAGCCAGGAAAUACAUCGAUUUAUCAUCUUUGGAAGGCAUUUGAUGUCAAUAAGCAUGUUGGAGGGGCCUGUGGUGAGAUCUGCGCCAUGACAGGACGUGGAUGCUUCAACCUAUUCAACCCUUUGGUCGCGGCUCAAAAUUUCGAAUAUAAAAUGUCUAACAUCUUGGAUAAGCCCAUGGAAUCAGUCUUUGGAUACAUUUCAGUCCUUCCAGGAGCGUUUUCUGCCUAUCGUUACUCUGCUUUGCUGAAUGACAAAAAAGGAAAUGGCCCCUUGGCCUCUUACUUUAAAGGAGAAAACCAUGACGACAUGGAUGACAUAUUUUCUGCCAAUAUGUACCUGGCAGAGGAUCGAAUCCUUUGUUUUGAGCUGGUGGCGAAACGAGGAGGUCAAUGGACUUUGAAGUAUGUACGAUCUGCGAUCGGAGAGACCGACGUUCCGGAUGCUGUGCCUGAAUUCAUCUCUCAACGGCGUCGAUGGUUGAAUGGAUCGUUCUUUGCAGCCAUUUAUGCCUUGACACAUUCAGCCAAGAUUUGGAGAUCAGAUCAUAGUAUCGUGAGGAAGCUCUGGCUCCAUCUAGAGUUCUUUUACAACUUUAUCAGCAUUUUAUUCUCGUGGUUUGCUUUGGCCAAUAUGUACUUGACAUUCUAUUUCCUUACACGAUCCCUUGGAAAUCCAGAUAUCGAUCCAUUUGGAGGUGGGUGGGGUGCCAGGAUCUUUGAAGUGAUGAGAUAUCUCUAUAUCUUCCUAAUCUGCACACAAUUCAUCUGCUCGAUGGGAAACCGUCCUCAAGGAUCCAAGGCGACAUAUACAAUGUCGAUGGUCGCAUUUGGGGUUAUCAUGGGCUAUAUGCUCUUUGCUGCCGCAUUGAUUACUGUGAAAUCGCUGGAAGCAGCCUUCAGUAAAGUGGAUACGAGUCAAGAUUCAUUCCGAGUCUUUAGUACGAUCAUUCAGAGUGCAGCCUUCCGAGAUAUUAUCAUGUCAUUGCUCUCGACCUAUGGAUUGUAUAUUAUUAUGUCCCUUCUCUAUAUGGAUCCAUGGCAUAUGAUCACCAGCUUUAUUCAAUAUUUGUUCAUGAUGCCAAGUUAUGUUAAUAUCUUGAACGUUUAUGCCUUCUGUAACACCCAUGAUGUCAGCUGGGGAACUAAAGGAGAUAACAGCACUCAUUCGGAUUUGGGAGAAGCCAAGAAGGGUGAUGGACAGGUCGUCGAGGUCGAAGUUCCAAUAUCGUCUGCAGAUAUUAAUGAGGCAUAUGAAGAAGCAAUUGCCGAGCUUUCACAUAAAGUUCCAGAGGUACAUCAAUCUCGUAGCGCAGCUACCAAACAGGAUGAUUACUAUAGAGGCUUCAGAACUCGACUUGUCAUGGCUUGGAUUGGUUCUAAUGGUUUGCUGGCAGCCAUUAUCUGCUCAUCUACUAUCGAGGAGAAGCUGACUCUGGAUGAUGGAUCAAAUGCUUACCUGGCAGGAAUUAUGUGGAGCGUAUUCGGAUUGUCCGUGUUCCGGUUCUUUGGAAGCAUCAUCUAUUUAUUCUUAAGCUUCUUUAGUCACUAA
This is a messenger RNA of Lobosporangium transversale, 2316 nucleotides long. Its product is annotated as chitin synthase 1. Gene Ontology annotation, molecular function: chitin synthase activity. The record is from RefSeq and is a predicted model, not a curated record. Gene Ontology annotation, cellular component: cell periphery; cell septum. The coding region runs from base 1 to 2316 and encodes 771 amino acids. Lineage: Eukaryota; Fungi; Mortierellomycota; Mortierellomycetes; Mortierellales; Mortierellaceae. The transcript is spliced from 7 exons.